AUGAGAAGGCAGAGUAGAGGCAGAGUCAGCCCAAGAGCGCAGCGCCGCCGCAGUGGUUAUCGCAACCAUUGGACGCUACCGGCAAGUUGCGAGCCGUCGCCUUUUACUCUCCAUCCAGAUAAUAUCCAAAUGAGCUCGCGGGUGGAGAUCCUGAACGACGGAGGCUACCGCUCGGACGGGCGACGCCAAUAUGAGCUGCGGGACAUCAUCAUCGACCUCUCUCCGCAGGGCACCGCAGACGGCUCGGCCACCGUCACUCAUGGCCUCACUCAAGCCCUCGUGACGGUAUUUGGGCCAAGAGAAGCAAAAAUGCGCUCGCAGACUUUGCACGACCGGGCAGUCAUCAAUGUCGAGAUGAAUGUCCUACCCUUCAGCACAGGAGAACGUCGUAGGCGGGCACGCGUAGACAGGCGAACACUUGAGCUAGCCGCGAUGAUCAAAUCUACGUUUGAACCAGUCAUCCAGACGAAUCUCUAUCCCCGCUCUCAGAUUGACAUCUUUGUCCAAGUGCUCCAGCAAGACGGUGGACUACUUCAAACAUGCAUCAACGCGACCACUCUCGCUCUAGCGGCUGCUGGAAUACCGCUGCUCGACUUUGUCUGCGCCAUCACUGGAGGCGUACACACUACGUCACCGGUGCUGGACCUGACAAUGCUCGAGGAGAACGACCUUCCUCAUCUCACUGUGGCUGUGAUGCCGAGAACGAAGAAGAUUACCCUUGUCACCCUGGAGACUCGACUGCACGUGGACAGAUUCGCCGAAAUCUUUGAGCUGGCAUGUGAGGCAGGUCAGACUAUCCACAAGGAGAUGAAGCGCGCCGUGAAGGAUCGGAUGAGCACCUUGGUCGCUGCGAUGGGUGCUGGGCUUACACAAGGUGCCAGCGGCGAGACUGCAGAACAAGAUGCGAUCAUGGAUGGUGUCGUUAUGUAUGAAUAUUGA
This is a messenger RNA of Laetiporus sulphureus 93-53, 939 nucleotides long. RefSeq lists its product as uncharacterized. The record is from RefSeq and is a predicted model, not a curated record. Bases 1 to 939 code for a protein of 312 amino acids. NCBI's taxonomy places the organism in Eukaryota, Fungi, Basidiomycota, Agaricomycetes, Polyporales, Laetiporaceae. The transcript is spliced from 3 exons. Gene Ontology annotation, biological process: rRNA catabolic process; nuclear mRNA surveillance; poly(A)-dependent snoRNA 3'-end processing. Gene Ontology annotation, cellular component: cytoplasmic exosome (RNase complex); nuclear exosome (RNase complex); nucleolus.